AUGACCUCUCUGACUGCCCGCCGCUGCAUCGUGUGCGAUGCUGAAGCGACCAAGCGAUGCUCGUCCUGCGCCAGAGAAGGCAUCGACCUCUUCUUCUGCUCGCUGGAACACUUUGCAGAGGUCUGGUCAGGCCACAAACCGUACUGCGGGAAGGACUCGUCCUUCCUCUCUCAGCCGUUGGAGCAGGAGAUCGCCGUUGCGCGUGCACUAUGUGGCGUACCGCUGCAGACAACGGUCGUGAAGCACCUGGUCCAGGCUAUCUGGGGCUUCGACCCGGUUCAGACGGAACUCGGCGCGAGCGAUGUUGACGACGAAGGCUCCUUUCCUUGCGAGCUCGAAAAACUCCAGAGUCUCCUCGACCACCUCGAAACACUCGGUCCGGACGAGCCUGACCUUGUCCCGUUCCGAGACGUUCUCAUCGCCGGCAUCCGGUCCAUCAAACCUUGCCCUUCAUCGCUUCCAACUCUCUGGCGCGCCGUCAGCAACAUUCGCCAGCUCCAAGGCAUCCUGCUCUUCACUGCCGCAACCGAAUGGCUCGAAGCCCGGCACAAGGCUGGCGAACCGCUUGUUGACCCGACGCACGAGCUCUGGUGGAAGCUGCUGAACCACCGGAUCUGCCUCGCCUUUGCUCUCCCGCCAAAAUCCGUUCCCGGCGAAGUCGAGUACGGCAAGCGUUGCUUCGAGACGGCGCGCGCCUGGAUGCAGCGCGGGAUGGACCUCGACGACCCGGACCUUGCCAAGGUCUUCUCGACCGAACCCCUGGCUUACAGCGUUGUCUCGCCCUACAUGUGGCCGAGCAAGGCUGCCGACCCCACUCAAGCGCCUCCCGCCCCAGCGAAGAAGACGAAGAAGGUCACGAGCGGGAGCGCCAAGGUCAAGCUUAAGCUCGUGCAGACGCGCAGCUGA
This is a messenger RNA of Rhodotorula toruloides NP11, 906 nucleotides long. Its product is annotated as zinc finger, MYND-type domain containing protein. The transcript has 4 exons. Lineage: Eukaryota; Fungi; Basidiomycota; Microbotryomycetes; Sporidiobolales; Sporidiobolaceae. The record is from RefSeq and is a predicted model, not a curated record. The coding region runs from base 1 to 906 and encodes 301 amino acids.